AUGUCUCAAUCCACUACCUCUGCAGACAACAACCCAUCCCGCGUUGAGAACGUCUCUCCGGAGCCGGAUAGAUCGACCCGAUCUGGCACGCCCUUGAGCCCGCUGUCAGAAGAGUUAUUCGGCGAUAUCUUGGAUACAGAGCCAGGAGUCAAUUAUAUCCUAGGUCCCGACUCUUGGGAUGAGCUGGAAGAAGAUGAGUGCUCACCCUUAGUCGCCUUGACCCGACUCAAAGCUAGCCGUCGGACUGCACAGAAGAUAGCCACGGUUCCCUCGUCCGACCCUCCCGCUUUGCAAUCUACAAAUUCAAGCCCCUCGUCGAGAUUCUACAGCGACCCGAGAUCAGGACGCGUUCGUACUGCAGCACCGGCUACGAAAAUCAAUAGCGAUAAAUCGUCUUCCGCCAAGACAGGACUAUCCCAUGGCGGUGGCAAGAUAUCCAGUAACAAGGUGCUCCAAGGCGCGAAGUUGUUCCUUUCAUUUCCAUUAUUCUGCUCUCGCGAUCAAGUAAUGCAGAACCGAGGCGGAUAUACUGGAGUCGCGGUGGAUCUGAUCAAAGACUUCGAGCGCCACGUUAACAAUGUUCGAGCUCCCAUCCACCUCGCCGAACCAAUCUUCACCUGCUUGUCUCAAGCCCGCCACAUAUUCGAGGUCACAAUGGAUACUAUAACCCGACUCGAAGUUGGCGACGGCACCGGCAAGAAGAAGAUCCUGAAAGAGCUGGUGCUGGCGCGGUACUUCAUGCCAUCGGCAGAACACGAAGACAAGUACGUUGAGAUUCAUGCCAAGGAUGUCGGCCCAACCAACCCUGCUCUUGCCUACGUUGGAGCAACCGCGAAAUCGAUCCCUCGUUUAACUUACACCUGCGCUUGUGGGAAGAAGUCUGAGGAAUUGGCUCACGUUUCUCCGAGAAAGAUCACGUUUCUAAAGAACUACCGGAAGGGAUUUACCUUCACAGGACAGCAGGCGAGAGAGGUUACUGGCGAGUGGUUGGUUGGUGGUGAGAGUCGGGAGUGGGGCAUGCCGUUGAGGGAUGCGAAGGUUAUCUGGACAUUGGAGGCACAAUCAGAUGGACUUUGA
This is a messenger RNA of Mollisia scopiformis, 1077 nucleotides long. RefSeq lists its product as uncharacterized. Lineage: Eukaryota; Fungi; Ascomycota; Leotiomycetes; Helotiales; Mollisiaceae. Bases 1 to 1077 code for a protein of 358 amino acids. The record is from RefSeq and is a predicted model, not a curated record. The transcript has a single exon.